Purpureocillium takamizusanense is the source of this 4668-nucleotide messenger RNA. RefSeq lists its product as uncharacterized. NCBI's taxonomy places the organism in Eukaryota, Fungi, Ascomycota, Sordariomycetes, Hypocreales, Ophiocordycipitaceae. Gene Ontology annotation, molecular function: ATP binding; ATP hydrolysis activity; ABC-type transporter activity. The record is from RefSeq and is a predicted model, not a curated record. The coding region runs from base 1 to 4668 and encodes 1555 amino acids. The transcript has 13 exons. Gene Ontology annotation, cellular component: membrane. Gene Ontology annotation, biological process: transmembrane transport.
AUGUCGGCGCCAACGGCAUGUUUGGAUAGCUCUUUUGGGCCCUGGGCUGGUGCGGCAUGCCGCGGUGGCUUCGACUUCACACUUCUCUUUGAAGAGACGAUACUAUCGAUACUUUCGUCCGCCAUCGUCAUCCUCGUCGCGCCAAUUCCCAUAGUCCGGCUGGCUAGAAAGCCCCCAAAAGUGAGAACCAGCGCUCUCGACUGGCUCAAGAAGACCUCGUCAAUAUGUUUUGUUCUUCUGAGCGCCGCGCUGGUCGGGCUAUGGGCACGAAAUUCCACCAUCACCCAGACGCGCGCGUCAAUUCCUUGCGCCGUUCUCACAUUCGUAUUGUCCAUUGUCUACACCAUUCUGUCAUCAAUCGAGCACCGCUUGUCUCUCCGUCCGUCUUCGGUGCUUAGUCUAUAUCUCGGCCUCUCCGUUCUUUUCGACAUAGCGCGAACGCGAACGCUUUUUAUGCUAGACAAUGCCAGCGACAGCGCCAUACCUCCCGUUUUCGCCUCGAGCUUAGCUCUGCGGGUGGUGAUGCUCCUGCUCGAGUCCACCGAAAAACGCUCGCUUUUGCUCGCCAAGUACAACGACGCUGCGCCAGAAAGUGUGGGCGGGCCUUAUAAUCUCGGCGUCUUUUACUGGCUCAGCACCCUCUUCUUUACUGGCUACCGCAAGAUCCUUGAGAUAGGUGACCUCUAUCCGCUAGACGAUGAGCUGCGGUCGAUGGGGCUGGCGCAGAAAAUGUCUGACGCAUGGGGGAAAGUACCUGAUAAGACGAUUCCGAAUGUUCUUUUCGUCACUUGGCUCAGGACUUUCUCCAAGACGAUGUUCAUGCCUGUUAUACCCCGGAUCUUCCAGAUUGGCUUCACCUACGCUCAGCCUUUCCUGAUCACUGCCGCGAUUGAGCUGGCAGCAACCCCGCAAACGCAACCAUAUAACAACAAUGGGUAUGGUCUGAUAGGCGCCUAUGUCCUCGUAUAUACUGGAAUCGCGGUUUCGGUUGGCCAGUAUGAAUGGCGGAACUACCGCGCGGCAACAAUGAUGCGCGGUAGCAUUAUUCCACUGAUAUAUCAGAAGUCCUUGGCCCUCGACUCAUGUUCCACAGCCACAUUUCAUCCCACUGCUGCGCUCACACUCGUGAGCACCGAUAUUGAAACCAUCACUUCCGGCCUGGUCCAGAUCCACGAAACUUGGAGCAACUUAGUGGAGAUUGGACUUGCCAUCUAUCUGCUGGAGAGGCAACUUGGCGUCGCCUGUGUCAUGAGCGUUGGAUUUGCCUUGGUCGUCAUGGUUGGUACAGUAUUCCUCGCAAAGCCAACUGGUACACAUCUAGCAGCCUGGAUCCAGGCAUCGCAAGUCCGUGUGAUUGAGACCUCCAAGGCACUUGCCAGUAUCAAGUGGCUGAAGAUAUCCGGUCUAACGGAUGUUGCUUUUUCCGUCAUCCAAAAUUUGCGAAAGAAAGAGCUUGUCGUGUCAGAGAAGUUUCGGUACCUUCUUGGACUUUCACUGGUGUUAUCGAUAUGCACGCCUAUAAUGGGACCUCUCCUUACCUUUGCCGUCUUCGCUGGAAUCGCGACCCACGGCGGCUCAACAUUGACAAUUGCAAAAGUGUUCACCGCAUUCUCGAUUAUUGUGCUUCUGAAUAGCCCUUUGGCCAAGAUCGUGCAAGCACUCCCACAGAUCUUCGGCUCUAUCGCAUCCUUUCAGCGCAUCCAGGAUCAUCUCAACGCGGAUGAGCGACAUGAUCCCCGCUCAACAGCGAGCGAUGCCAGGCCUGAGAGCGCCCAUGCCUUUCAGAAAACCAUCUCUGGAAGCCACAAACUUACAUCGCCGGCGGAACUCAGUGACGACACGAUGAUAUCCAUCGAAGGAAAGUUCUCGUGGCGGAGUGAGGCUGCUACGACAGCAAGUGGAACCAGUCUUGUCACCAGAAGUGAUGAGGGGCACUUGGCCGCCGGCGAGAAUGAGGACGCUCGAGACAUACCAGUCAUUGAUAUAUCUCCUCGCCUCGACAUACCUCGAGGCGCACUGACGCUUAUCCUCGGUCCCGUCGGUUGCGGAAAAUCUACGCUCUUGAAAGCGCUCUUGGGCGAAUUAUCCUCUUUUGAUGGUGUCAUCGCGGCUCAUUACUCGGGAGCAGUCACAUACUGUGAUCAGAACCCUUGGUUGCCAAAUGAAACCGUUAAAGACAUCAUACGUGGUAGAUCAGCCAGUGACAAUGCCGAUGCGGACAGCUCUGAGAAGGCGGACUUCGACGAGGACUGGUACCGCGUCGUGGUGGGCUCCUGCGAGCUACAGCGAGAUAUGCAAAUCUGGCCACGGGGCGACAUGACACCUGUAGGCUCCAAGGGAAUCUCAAUGAGCGGUGGUCAGAAGCAGCGACUGUCGAUCGCCCGAGCCGUGUAUGCUCGGCGUGCGCUUGUCAUCUUUGACGACGUCUUCAGCGGCCUGGACGCCAACACCGAAGAUAUCGUAUUCGAGAAGUUGCUUGGCAAUUCUGGUCUCCUUCGUAAGGCCAACAUGACAGUCGUUCUCGCAUCUUCAGAUGUCCGCCGCGUCCCUUUCGCUGAUAAGAUCGUCCUACUCAAUCAACAUGGCCAGGUAGAGCACACAGGCGUCCCGGCAGAUCUCAAACAGGUUGCCGAACUUGGCUGGGCAGACCGGGAUGUGGACGCUCAGCACUCGAAGCCAGGCAAUGACAAAUCGGGCCGCAAGCAAGGAGAACAGUCCGAAAGUGCACCAGAAACCCUACGACGGUCACACACUAACCACGGACCGGACAGCUCCGCGGCGGUGCAGGAGGUCCUCCAAGCUGUCGAAUCUCAAGCCGACACUGCAAGGCAAAUGGGUGACUCGGCUGUUUACAAGUUCUACGUCAAGUCUGCCGGCUGGCUCACAAUGACAAUAUUUCUCAUUGCAAUUUGCGUCUACGCAUUCUGCGACUCUUUCCCCAGCGUAUGGCUCAAAUGGUGGGCGGAAGCAAAUGAGAAGAACCCAAAUUCGGACCUGGGCAAAUGGCUUGGGGUUUACGCGGUUCUCGGGGUCGGGGCCGUCGCGGCGUGCCUCAUCGGAACCUGGCAGCUCUUCAUCAUCACGAUCAACCGAUCCGGGUUGUAUUUUCACAACCUUUUGGUAGAAACGGUAUCUCGAGCGCCGAUGAUGUUUCACUCCACGACAGAUACCGGCAUCACCGUGAAUCGAUUCAGCCAGGACCUUCAGCUCAUUGACAUGGAACUCCCGUCUGCCGCCCUGGGGGUCGUAAUGGCACUAUCAUUCGGUGUCGCCCAGUUUAUCUUAGUGUGCGUUUCCUCAAGAUAUAUGGCUGCUCUUCUGCCGUUCCUCCUGGUCGUGUUGUACGCCAUUCAACAUUUCUACCUCCGCACUGCGCGUCAGCUCCGGCUCCUCGACAUUGAAUACAAGGCCCCGCUAUACACCCAGCUCAUGGAGACCAUUUCUGGCGUUGUUACCAUCCGCGCCUUUCGCUGGGAAGCCCAAUCGACCGCAAAGGCGAUGCGAAUUUUGGAUAUAUCCCAGAGGCCGAGCUACCUCCUUUUCUGCGUGCAGCGCUGGAUCACCUUUGCCGUCAACAUGGUCAUCAUGGUGCUGGCCGUCAUCCUUAUCGUGUUCACGACCACCCUGCGCGAAGCAAUUGGUCCGGGAUACGUUGGCAUUGCUCUGAGCAAUAUUUUGGCCUUUAGCGCGACUAUGCAGGCGACAAUCACGAGCUGGGUUACACUCGAGAUCGCAUUAGGAGCGGUUGCCCGUAUCAGAAGCUUUUCUAUGCAAGUUCGAAGCGAAGACGAUGAAGCAAGAGACAGCCUAGCAAAGGCGGGUGUGGACGCACAGCUGCUGAGUCUCACUGCAGAGACUGUCGGAGAAUGGUGGCCGAGUCAAGGGCGAAUUGAGCUCGACAACGUCACUGCGUCAUAUCCUUCAUCUGGCCGAGUCUUGUACGAUAUCACCAUGGUGGUCGAGCCGGGCCAAAAGGUUGCAAUAUGCGGGAGGACGGGCAGCGGCAAAUCAUCGCUGUUUCUCAGCCUUCUCGGGCUCAUAACCCAAGACUCUGGUUCAAUCGUGAUAGACGGCGUCGAUUUGGCUACCCUGCCGCGAGAAUACCUGCGGUCGCAGAUUGUCGCGGUGCCGCAGGAAGCCUACAUCCUCGAUGGCACUGUGCGACUCAAUGCGGACCCGUAUCAUAACAAGGAAUCACUCGGAAGCGCAAACUCAUCAGGCUCGCGCGAUGACCAGAUCAUUGAUGUGCUGAAGCGCGUUGGCUUAUGGGAGAAGAUCGCAGGUCGCGGGGGCCUCGACAUGGUCAUUGACGACAAAUUUCUGUCCCAAGGCCAGGCCCAGCUAAUGGUACUCGCACGAGCGAUGCUCCGAAAAGAUGAGAGCCGGGUUCUCUUGCUUGAUGAGGCAACGAGCAGCUUGGAUGAGGCCACCACCACACUUAUCGACGAGAUUGUGAGCACAUGGUUCAAGGACUGGACAAUUCUGGCCAUUGCCCACAAACUCGACGCAAUUUUGGACUAUGACCGCGUCGCUGUGUUGGAUGCCGGCCGUCUCGUCGAAUACGACCAGCCUCGUGCGCUUCUACAGCGGCCAGCAUCCAUCUUCAAGGAACUGUACCUGCUGUCAACUAACCAGGCGUCCAGCCCGACUCCAAACUCUGAUGAGUAG